Hydractinia symbiolongicarpus is the source of this 13536-nucleotide messenger RNA. RefSeq lists its product as uncharacterized. The record is from RefSeq and is a predicted model, not a curated record. NCBI's taxonomy places the organism in Eukaryota, Metazoa, Cnidaria, Hydrozoa, Anthoathecata, Hydractiniidae. The transcript has 32 exons. The coding region runs from base 549 to 13451 and encodes 4300 amino acids.
CAUGGGUCAAACCUCUGAUAGCGCAACUGCAUGAGGAAUUUUAUUGUGUUUUUAUAAAAUUUUUAAUUCAGUAUGAAAUCGAUUUCGGCAAAGUUAAAAUAAGUAAUUAUUUCUUUUUUUUCAGGUUUGAUCCAUGGUUUUUCAACUGAUGACGAUGACAAAUCCCUACCAUCAUUUGGUUGACUCAAAAUGAAAAUUGAAAAUUAUUUUUAAAAUGUAUUGUGAACAACAGCACUUGGUCCAAAAUAGGAUGUAAAAAUCAGUAGUUGGUAUUUUCUUUUAUUAUUAUUAUUAUUUUUAUUAUUAUUAUUAUUAUUUUUAGCACAACAGGCAAUGGCGCAGACGGCCGCUGCUGCUCAAUCUGCCCAAGCAAGUCAGGCUGCCAUGGCUGCAGCACAACAAGUGGCUGCUCAACAAACAUUAACCAAAGCUGCUACUGAUGCAGCAAAUGCUGCCACAACAGCUAUGGGUUUAAUGGGAGCUAUGGGUAAGUACUACUCAUUUUACUGCAUUUGAUAACAACAUCCUUUCAUUGGGUCUAAACGAUUAUGUUUACUUUAGGUACAAUGGGAGCUGCAGGGGGUGGUGCUGCAGCUGGCGGCGGUGGUGGUGGUGGUGGCGGAGGAGGUGCUGGAGCAAGUGUUGGAGACUUGGCAGGAGCACUGGCGGCUCUUGGUGGAGGCGGGGGUGGAGGUGGAGGUGGUUUUGGAGCAUUAGCUGCUCUGGGUGGUGCUGGAGGAGGAGGAGGACUGGCAGGUGGGGGGCUCGGGGAUUACGUUGGUUCAGGACCUUAUGGUUCUGUAUCAACUAUGAGCGGUUCGAAUCAGAAGAUCUCAGCAGGAUUAAACGGACCAGGCUCUCCCGCUGCUCAGCUUAUAAGAUCCUUCUCUACAGCAUCUAUGGCUUUCCCAGCUGGCUCCGUUGGGGCUUCUGGUGGCGCUUUUGGUGGAAUUAGUUUGACUGGUGUGAAACGUGGUAGCUUGCAUCAAGAAUUUAACAAUGGGACUGUAGUUAGAAAAUCUAAAAGGACUGAUGUGAAUACUUUGCAUUUAGUCAAAGAAAAGUCUAAAAAGAAACCAAAGGGGAAAGGAAAGGGAAGGAAACGAUCGUAUAUUGAUUUUGCGGAUGUGAGGCGUAAAAAACGACGUAAAAAACACAACAUUACAACGAAACGGUACAACUCUUCCGGCAGUAAUAGUAUUACUGCUGUUGAUGGAAGAGGACUUGAUUCUCUGACAAACAAAACGAUACUGAGAUCUGGUGUCAUCCGCGAAAUUUACAAAGGACUGGGUUGGAGGUCACAAGAUUUAUAUGGCCUGGUGACGAGUCCGCACUAUCCCGAAAAACCCGAUGCUAGAAGCGUGCUACCACUCUUCGAUGCUCCUGAAAGAGUUGGCCAAGAUUACGGUCAACGAAUGUUCGGAUGGUUUCGUGCACCGGAAUCUGGUUAUUAUGUGUUCUACACGUCAUGUUCAGACUCGUGCGAACUUUACUUCAGUCCUGAUGAGCAAGAGAUUAAUAAAAAGAAAAUCAUUUCACAAAUGUCACCGUCUGCACAUAACCAGUUUGACUUAAAUCCUGAUGAACAGUCAAGCGGCGAAGUGGAAUUGCAGAUGAAUAGAACUUAUUACAUGGAAGGCAUUGCGGUGAAGCACGGCGAAGGAGAUGAUCACUUCUCCGUAGGUGUUCAGUUACCAAGUGGAAGAUUUGUGCGACCCAUCACUGAAGAUUUUAUACAGCAAACAAGACCACUACCUCAAUAUCUUGGAGCACAAGUUGUAAUGCGCCCACUUAUUGUCAACAUGGAACCACCUCCAGCACCUACAAUCAAUUUUAUCGAACCACCGCCCAUACAACCUGUGUUUCAGAGGCCUGUAUUACAAGGCAAUUUUGCAAAACCAGUGGGAACGAAGCCUCUCCCAUCAAAUACAAAUAUAACAAUGCUACACCAUGAUGAAAUGCAUGGAGCUGGACACAAAAAACAAACUGUGUCAGGUUUGGAUAGACUUCAAGUACUUCGUUCUAACAUGCCGACACCGAAACAUAUUCGAAGAUAUCUAAGACAUCACAAAAUGAAACAUAAACGAAAAAGAAAAAGAAGAAGAAGAAAAAGAAGUUCCACUGAAGCUUCAUCUCAUGGUUUGAUACGUGAAGUUUAUACCGACCUGCCACAAGACUUAAAUGGCAUGGCAGCACUGAAUGCCAGUCCAAAGUUUCCCGAUGAACCUGAUGCAAGAGAUAGUAUUGAAGAUUUCGAUGCUCCCUUUAAUAUUGGCGACUAUUACGGUCAACGAAUUCGUGGUUGGUUUCUACCUCCUCAAGAUGGCGACUACAUUUUCUACAGUUCUUGUGAUGAUGAUUGUGAGUUGUUUGUUAGCAAAGAUGAUGAUCCUGUUAACAAAAAGAUGAUUCUCUCGCAAGAAGACUGGAGUAAACACAAUGAAUGGCAAAGACAUCCUGAUCAACAGACAUCAAAUGCUGUAAGUUUAAUAGCAGGUCAUGGCUAUUAUAUCGAAUCGUUAAUGUCUGAAUCCACUGGACGAGAUCAUGUAUCGAUUGGUGUGAGAUUUCCUGAUGGUAAAGUAUGGAAGCCUAUACCGAAAAGAUAUUUAAGUCAGAAGAGAAUCGUUACAUUUCCAUUAUCUUUCACUGAGUUUAAAACUAAAGAAGAAGAGGAAAAUGAACUGGAAGAAAAAAGAAAACAACGAAUCGAGAAAAGCAAGCAUUUGUUAAAAUACAUCGCUCAGCAGAUUGCAUCACGCGAAGCAGCAGAGAAACGCAGUCAAGAUCAUUUAAUACCAGGAAGAAAGGUUGAAUACGUUACCAUCUUAAAAAAUAUUCUUCAUAAGAUUGUUCAUACGUCAGACAGUAGCGCUGAAGAGAGAGUACAGAUACCCACUGGUGCCCACAUGUACAAAGUGAAGAGUGAGGAAGAAGUAGAAGCCAGUGUUGAUAAUCCACCAGGAUUAAUUCGUGAAGUGUACACCGGCAUUGAAAACAUCAUUAGCGGUGACAUACGAAGUCUUUACCACAACAACAAAUACCCAACAAAACCAGAUAAAACUUCCAUCAUACAAGAUUUUGAUACACCGAUGAACGUUGGAGACCAUUAUGGUCAGCGCGUGCGAGGUUACUUUCACCCACCUGCAGAUGGUGAUUACAAGUUUUUCAGUUCAUGCGAUGAUAUGUGUGAGGUGUAUCUGAGUAUGGACGAUAAAGCAAGUCAUAUCAGCAAAAUCAUAUCUCAAGUUCAACCGUCAAAACAUGAUGAAUUUGAUAUGUAUCCUUCAGAGCAAAGCUCGGAUCAGGUAACACUGCGAAAAGAUAAAUUGUAUUAUAUAGAAGCAAACAUGGUAGAUGAGCUUGGGGACGACCAUCUUGAACUUGGUGUGCAACUACCAAGCGGUCAGAAGUUGAUGCCCAUACCAAAGAUGAUGUUACGGACAGUAAGCGGUGUUGAUACAUCGAGAUUAAUGGUCGAGCCAUUGAACGAAAGACCGAAAAAAGAAGAAGAGAAACAUGAUGAUCAAACCGGCGCCUUAAGAAAUUUCCAUGACGUGCCAACAUCAACAAAACAACACGACCUGUCGAAUGAUGACCUGAAAAAAAUCUACACAAAGUAUAAAGAAAACCAUAUUGAUGAUGCCUCAUUUGAAUACAACGAUGGCACAAAACAUGAUCAAAAUUACAAACAAGCGAGUCCAAACAUUGAUAUUCAACCAUUCGCUAAGAUGUUACCGCGAGAGAGCGAACCUAUCUUGCUUGAUGUGGACGAUAAAUUUGAUUCAGGAAAUGCUGAAGAAUUAAAAUCGCUGAUCAAUGAUGACCAAGCAAUUAGUUUGAAACGCAAAUUCGGCGACUCGCGAAAAGUUGUGUUGGAUUUCUCAAAAGGGAAUAACCAAGCAAAAAUAAUCGUUUACGACUAUAACCCGCCGUCGAAACAUGUCGAUAAACGAAGCAAAAUGCGAAAAAAAAUAAUAAAAUCUCGAAUACACCGCCUUGCGAAUGGUACAAAAACGGAUUUUGUGAACCAUCUACACGAAAGAUCGAAUGUUAAACUUCAAACUCGCUUAAAACCAACCCCUGCCAACACCAGUAGCGUUUCCCAGAAUUACUCAGUUGGUGAUAUCAAGGAAGACAACUCGACUAAAAGAGGACUGAUGUUAACGCAGGGUAACAAACAACGCGGAAGCUUGCUUCCUUCGCCUGGUGUUAAUCGCUGGAUGUACUAUGAUAUUAUCCGCGAAGAAGAGCACGGUGAAACGUCCAUGGAAGCACUCUAUCGUUGUCGUCGAUACCCGGAUGAACCCGACGAAAGCGAUUCAUUGUAUAUUAUGGAUGCACCCACAGAUUCCGGCUACCAUUUUGGACAAAUGUUAUGGGCGUGGCUUGUUGCACCCAUGGAUGGUGAAUAUACUUUCUUUAGUGCUUGUGAUGAUUCGUGCGAUGUGUACAUGAGUCCAGAUGAAAGCAAAGAACAUCUACGUAAGGUUAUAUCUCAACGAAGAUGGUCUGAUCACAACCAGUGGGACAAAUACCCUGAAGAGCAAACAUCAAUUACUGUCCGAUUGGGAGGAGGGAAAGCUUAUUACAUCCAAGCCGUCUGCGCACAAGACAUUGGUCAUGAUAGUUGCAGCGUUGGGAUGCAACUUCCGAAUGGAAAGAUGUCUAGACCUAUCAAAGGAGAAUAUCUUUCUAAGAGUGUCUUGAGUCCACAGGGCGAUAAUCACAUCGUUCCAGAUCUUGCAGCAGCACAAACUGGCGAUCUAGGAGGUAUUCUCGGUGGUGUUGGUGGCAGACCGGGUUUGGGUGGUCCUGGAGGACUGGCUGGUACAUCGGCAGGCGUUACCGGAGCAUUAAGUGGAGAUUUAGGUGACCUCGGCGCACAUGGUACUGGUACUGCUAACGCCAAUGGGCUGGGUGGAACCGCUCAUGGUGGCGCAAUGAACGGAUUGGGGUCAGGUGUUUUUGGUGUCAAAGGUGCGGGUGGUGGAGCCGUGACUGGCGCUUUAGUCGGUACCGCUGGAAACACUGGAUUGGGUGGGUAUGCGGGUUCGACUGCACUCGGCGGACAGAUAGGUUCAAGUGGAGGGAUGAGUGAAAUUCAUCAAUCUGGAGGAGCGUACGGUUUAGGCUCGGCUGCUACUGGCAUAGGCUUCGGUGGAAUCGCUGCAAACUCAGGAGGAGGACAGGGCAGUCUUGGAUCUAUCAACGCUGCCGAUCAGUUAGGUGCCCACGGUGCUUACGACUAUGGCAUCGGACACAGCGGAGGAAAUUUAUUUUUGAACGGCGGAUUGGCUGCAGAACCAGUGGGUGGUGGUGGAGCCAUUGGUGGUGGUGGUGCUGGGGGAGGAAAUAAACCUGGUGGAGGUCCGUUUCUAGGUCCUGGAGCAGCUCCGCCUGCGCCUCCUGGUGGUAAAGGGAAUGGUGGUGGUGGUCAACUGCUGGGUGGAUCUGAAGCAAAGACAGAUGAAGCUAAAGCAACUGCAGCUGCAAGCGCUGCUGGAAUGAAAAUGGGAGAUAAACCCGACGACAUAAAAUUAUUGUUGAAGAAGUUACCCAAGACUAAAAGUAUGGAUUCCUUGCUGCAAAUUCAACCUGAUCGAAGAUUUGAUAGAACCGCCUCCCUAUCAUCCAACACUUCACUGCCUCCUUUACUCGAGCCAAACGAUACCCUUGAUAUCCAAAGAAGAUCCGAUCUCCUCCACGCUUUAUAUCAUCCUGAAAUACAAAGAUACUUAGCUCAUCCGGCCGUAAAGAGAUAUAUAUCAGAUCUGCGGAGAAAGGCAUCUCAAAGUGAAGAAGGUUUGCUGGUGAAUAUGACAGAUGAUGGAGAUAAAAUUGCUUUUUCAUUUCCUGAGCAUAUAACACCGGAACAUAAACACAUGACUAAGAUAAAAGAAACUAUCCAAGUAUUGAAACAGGCUGAUGGUAAACAUCUUACACCUAUAACCAAAUCCUCCUCCGCGGAGACUGCCAAGAAGCGAUGGGAUCAUCCUGAGCAUCACUAUCACCAUGAGAACGGCACACGAGAUGAUGAAAUGUUAUUGGCUAUCUCUCGUCUUGGUGAUAUGGUCGGUAUGAUGAAUAGUAAAUUGGAAACACAAAACUCCGGUGGUGGUGCGCAAUCAGCCGCUCUUCAAGCCAUGAUGCAACAACAACUGCAGUCUUCGUCGGCUUCUGCCAUGCAGAUGAAUAACUUGAGAAGUCAAGCAAUGUUGGCUGCUACUUUAGGUAAAAUUGAAGGAGCUAUUAGUGGUUUGGCCAACAAAGUGAAUGGAGGUGGCGGUGGUUUCGGCGGUGGAGGCGGAGGUGGUGCUGAUGGUGGUGGAAUGUCAGCGGAUGCUAUUGCUUUUGAAGCUCAGCGAAUGAAAUCACAAGCAAGAUUAGAAGAAACCAUGAAAGGACUUAGUAGCCAGAUAGGUGCCCUUGCUGGUAAAAUAGAUGGUGGUGGAGGAGGGCCAGCUGGUGGUGGUGGGGCUGGAGGUAGUUUAGGAUUGGGUUUAGCUGCUGGUGGUGGCGGUGCGGGUUUGUUGAGCGCUGGUGGACGAAAUCUUGCUAUGGCAGGUCAAAUGAAUGCACUAAGUGGAGGGGCUGAUCUGCCAGGUGUAUUAGCAUUAGGGAAAACGUUGUUUUCUCGUCAAUUAGCAAGUCAAAUUAACAAAGGUGAUGUAACAAGAAAGAAUUUGAUUACAAGAAAUAUUUCAAAAAAAAGUGGCAUCAUUCUUCCAAAAACAAGGUACAGUGACACAAUUACAAAGUUGAAACAAAACUCACAUGUAGUAUCUGGUAGCCGACGAAGUGAACCUGGCAAUGAUGAAGAAGAAGAACGGGAGAAAGAAGAAAGACAAUCCGAAAGAUUCAAUAAUGAAGGCGAAGAGAAAGAUACAAACAAAGUGAAUGGAGCUGAUUCUGUUAUGAAAGCAAUUGGUGCCAUGCAGUUGACUGGACAAUUAAGUCAAGAUACUGCUGCCAUUGGACCAUCACAAAAUGAAAUUGCUUCGAGUGUUGCAGCCGGCAUCGCUUCAGGAAUACUGUCUGGUGGAAACGAAUUGUUAAGCAAAGCCAAAUCAAACGGCUUGUUUGAUGCUGUUGCAAAAGGCUUUAGCAAAAUGUCAUCAGCCAACAUAGCUGCCAUUCAAUCAGCUGCUCAAAGAGCUGCUUCAUCUGUUAACGCAGCAGCUGAGAAAGGUAAAGCAGCCAUUGGUAAAGCAGAAGCCGCUGCAGGAGCCGCUGGAGGUGGAGGUAAAGCGGAAGAGAAUUUAGCACCGUCUUUUCUAAUUGGAAAAGCUGCAGCAAAUGCUGCUAAAAAUGCAAAACAAGGUUUGACUCCUAAAGAGAUUGCUACUUUAACUGCCGAAGCGGCGUUGCAUACAGCUGGUAUUCUUAGCGGUACAGGACCAGAAAUAGUCCAACCUCAGCCAAUGGUUCAUGAGUACCAUCAACAUUACAGCCACCCUAUACCUGAAUUGGUGCACGAUGCGCAUCAUCACUUUCAUGAUGACUUUAAUCCAAUGAUGAAAGAAGCGGUACACCAUAACUCACACAACCGUCAUGGUCAUGGUCAUAAUUUUCGCCAUGAAUCAAACCUAAAUCACCAUUUUGGCCAACUUCUUCACCACGGAUUUAUGAUGCAUCCUGGUCUUCUAAUGCAACAUGGUCCUUUAAUGCACCAUGGUGGUGGCCACAAUUAUUUUGGAGAUGAUGGUGAAUUUGAUCAUCAUACUCCAGUGAUAACGCAGUUUCAUCAUGAAGAUGAUGACAUUGGACCUGGUUGGCAUGACACAAGUACGAUGCAUACCGGCAAUGGCGGUAGGUUUGCUGAGGCACACCGUAAGAUAGACACUGAUGAAGAAAAUGAAGGCGAUCAUGACGAAGGAGAGGGAGAUAGUCAUGAUGCAGCUGAACAUGGUGAGGAAAACGAAGACCACAUGGAGACAGAUAGUCACGAAAGUAGUCACGAAAGUAGUCACGUGAAAGAAAAAGACACACACGAUAAAGACACACGUCAUAAGUCAGCAAUCAACAUGCCGAAUUUGAAUAAUUUGAACGGUUUUAAUUUACCACAUUUAUCAUAUCUAUCAAGUGCUGAAAACACACGCGCAGACAUUGGGGUGCCAAAUCAACCGCAGGUUACCGGUGGCACUCUUAUGAAAAGUGUUACUGACUUACCUGAGAUUUGGGGCACUGAUGACAGUGGACGUUACAAACAAAUUGAUCCGGCUAACGUUGCGAAAUCCGGAUUAAACAGUGUAGUUGAAAAUGCCAUUGAUCAAAAUAUUGGAGAAUACACAGGACCAACUGUCAAUGGAAUGCCAUUAACGCAAGGUCAAGCUGGUGCAAAGGCACCGGUAUACGACCUUGGUGUACCCAUGACACCAGGAAUGGGCUCGUAUAGGGCAGGAGGAGUAUAUGACGUUGCCAUGAAUCCAAGCGGUGGUAACAACGUUCAGUCGGGUGAAAUAAGAACACCGGUACAACAUUUAGAUCAAUCAGUAGAGAAGUAUCCACAGAAUACAGUGCAAUCAAGCCAACGUCAUGUUACACCGGGCAUGGAAUUAGAUAAAUCUUGGACUCCUGUUGACUCAAGUGUAUCCCACUUAGUAAAUCCAUCCGGAAGAGGUAAUGAUGAGCUUCGUGUGGAUGAUUUAUAUAAAAAUGAGAAAGAAAACCAUGACACGAAUGAAAUUUCUCAUUUGCCUAUCAAUAACGAUGAUACGAUAAAAAAUGAAAAUGAAAUAUUAAAAAAAGAAAUGUAUGUUUUGGGCGGAGCUAAAGACAAUCACCUUGAUGCACCAGCUGAAACGCAAUGGAAUGGUCCAGAAAUUACAGAUCCAACUUUGAACUCUGGUUAUGAAAAGGGCGAAGAAGAAGAAAAAGAAGAUGACCACGGCGCAGCAACAGAAAAUUCAGAGGCUAAAGAAGGAAAGGAAAAAAAUGAAAAUGAAAACGAAUCUCGUGAUGUACAGAACGAAGAAGACGCAACAGAACGAGAUCGUUCUUUCGAUACAAUGAAUUCAAUCGAAUCCGAAUCGAAUGCUCACUCGCAACAAGAUGAAAAGCGCAUUCUUGGCCUUAUGAGUGAUUUAAAAGAUAACCUAAGCGGACCAGAAGAUGACUUUAUAUCUAAAUACACAUCAGAAGACGGCGUGACUAAGGAGAAUGUUAAAAAAGACACCUUAUUUUACCCUAUUUUGAGCAUGCUGGAGAAAAGAAGGAAGCGAGGAAGACAUUAUAACAUACAUGGUGAUGUCGAUGCGAUGCAGUCAUCAGGUAAAAAAGCGCGAAAAUAUCGAUAUAUAGGCGAUAGUUCAUCAUACAAGCGGCGUUACUUGAAAUCCUUUGCAAACUUUAUUCAAGCUCUAUCAGACAUAGAUAGAAAAGCAAGUAGGAAAUUUGACGUGCCAUCGUUGUUUCAAAGAUUACCCAAAAAUCAUCUUGAUCAACCAAAUGGUAAACGAAAGGCGAUGAAGCGACGUUUAAGGAAAAAGUUAGAACUUUUAGUAAAUUCAUUAGAAACCUUGCCAUUAAGAACAGUAAAAAAAGACCUAUCGCCGGCUGAUUUUGAAGAUAUCAAAAGAUUUGCUCAAUCUGAUCAAAGGAUAGAUCUUAAAUGGAAUGAACUAUCUCGAAAUCAAGACAUUAAAUAUCUUAAAGAAUUACACGAUAGAUUCUACUCUCUUCCGCAUGAGUUCUUAUCGCUCAUACGGAAACAAUUUGACCACGAUAAACUAAGACAAAAGGAGAUGAAGGAGAAGAUGGCGAAAAACAUGAGAGGGAGUCGUAGAAGUUGGUAUGAUGAUUUUGUAAAAUACGGUCCUGAGAAAUAUGAAGAUACGAUUAGUUAUUCUCUAAAUGAUAUCAAGACAGACGAGCAUGAUGUGUCUCCUGAUCUGAUUUCAGAUUUUCAAAAGUUGCUCGAUCAACAAGAACAGUACAGAAAAUAUAAAGAGCGAAAAGAAGCUAGAAAAAAGAAGAAAAUAAGAGAAACGAAAAAGAAGGAAAAGGAAUAUGUGGGAAAUAACAAUUUCUUUAAUUUCGAGAAGUUGGCCAAAGCGUUACAAAGCAUGGCUGAGCAGGGUAAUUUUAGUACAAAUGGCACUUCAAGUGACAGUAAAAACUAUCUUGAUAAAAUAACACCAAAGUUUGAUGAUAUGACAAAUGAUACUUUCAGAUAUAAACCGAAGGAAUACACAAUGGAAGGAACAAGCAGAGGAGCAGAAACAUGGCCCGUGCCUGUAUUUAACCCAAAAGCUCCUCCCGAGGCUAGUAAGUCGGAUGGAGACAAUCCUCCUUCUGAACCUUAUGCUCAAGAUAAAGCCAUGGAAGAUGCUAUUAAGGAACCGCCUGCGCCUCCAGCGCCACCUCCGCCACCCGCAGCCCCGCCUAAUUUCGUUUCACCCUUAAAUAGUUUGUCUAGUGGCGAUUUAAAGAACGAUCCGAAUCAAUUGAAGCAAAUGAUGGCGAAAAUACUGAGCGGUGAAAAGUCCGGUGCUGGUAACUUACCGCCUCCUUCUGUAACAAACAGUGGUGCUGGUGCUAGUAGUGCACCGGUUGCUAAUCCUAUGCAAGGAGUGGAUCCACAACAAGCUAUUAUUUCCACACUAAUCACACAGUUAAAGACUAUGAUGUCACCAGAUGAUGCCGAAAAAUCCCAAAACACUGGUUCGUCCGGAAUACAGCUUUCGCCCCCCUCUAUUGGCUCGACAUACAAAAAUCCCACCUCUGAACCAAAGAAAGCGCCUGCUCAACCAGACCCAAGUGCGUUAGAUCAAUAUGUCACGCCAGAGGGGCCUGUACCAGCAGGCUCGUCAACAUCUGUACUCUCAGGCAAUGCCAUCAACGACUCUCCUAAUUCGUACAAACUUGUUGGAAAUGGAUUAGGUAAACCGGUACUCCAACCUCCAACUGCUUCCAAUGCAGUUAUGAACUUUCCCAGUGGUUCAACUCCCACUGGGACGGGACCAGCUGGGUCAGUAAGCUCUAAUCCAGUAUCUCCAUAUGGUGUUGGUGACUCUACGUCACCAGAAGCAACAGGAGUGUCACCGAGCGGCGGCAAAAUUGUGAGCAGUGGCUUUCCGGUGUAUUCUGUACCUCUGUCUCAAUCAGCUGUACAGUCACCACCACAAUAUUUCAGACCAGCUCCCGCCAAGCAAGGACCAAAUCCCUACGAAGUCCUUACAUCCGAUAUGAUAUUCCCAGGAAAUUAUUUUAAGCGAGACCAAUCCAUGGCCACAUCCAGUCCGGAUCCCUACUUUAUACUGAACCGUAACGAAGAAACAGUAAACGGACGUAAAGAAUUGCCUACCCCGGAGAAUGUUAAUCCAUUUGCAGCGAAUGGUAUGCACCAUAGUUUCAUCGAUCAGGUUCAAGAUGAGUACUACAAAGAAGGGAAUAGAACACGACUUAAAGAACUGGAGGAGGAGAAGAAAAAAAUGAGAGGAAGGCGAAAGAAGAGACUUCCGGUUGUUUUUAAAUACAACAAUAAUGACGAUCAGAUUGAUGUCAACAUGCAUGAAUGGAAUGAUUAUGAUUUUUAUACGGAUCAGGAUGAGCAUAAAAAAAUGAAGAAAGGACGAAGAAACGAAAUCGAAACUGAAAGUAAAUUGCAUUAUGUUUCCAAGAAAAGUGAUGAAAGUAACACUACGGAAGAAAAAGAGUUACAGGGACGAUUGGUUGUUGAAAGGAAAUUCUACGAAAAAUUUCAAAAAAAUGCCGAAAAUGAUAGUUUGGAUCUUGUUGGUAUUAAUAGCGAUACUUCUGCAUUGAACAACAAAAAACAGAAGCAGACACAUCAAAUCAAAUCAAACUCAAUCGAAAAGAAUAAUUCAAAAGAAGCCGAACCAGAAACUUCUGAAAAUGAAGAUUACAUAGCGGACGCAGCGGAAGACAAAAGUACGGCAGCCGACACUAAAGCAGUUAAUCCACCCAAAUAUGUGCCGCCCGAACCUCCAUCAAACGGACCAAACCCAUAUGAAAUCAUGACGUCAGACCAAUUGUUUCCAGCCAACUGGAACUUGAAAAGUUGUAUCAACGAGAACUGCAGACGUCAUCAUGUUCGACAACAUGGCGUCUCCAAGAAAACAAAUCAAAUCAUUUUGAAACGAUGUUCAAUCCCUAACUGCCAAAAAAGAGAUGUAGCUGGAAAGUAUACGUCUGAUGCUGCUUCAUCUCGUGAGUUUGACCCGGAUGAUAGCUGGCUUGAAGAUGUACCAGAACAUUACAAGAUCGCGAAUCAUCUACCUCACCGUCCUCUUCAUCCCUUCCGAUACUCUACUCCUGUUUAUACAGGGACACACGAAAACUAUGGUGGUUAUCAAGGGUCAGGACCUUAUUCUGGAGGUUACGCUAACGACCACCACUCUCAGUCAUAUCCCGCAGAACAUCAUGAGUGGCUUGGUCCUGCUGAGGGACACCCAACACAUUAUGAUGGUCCGAACGCCGAUCCCCAGCAUAUCGGUCAGCAAGGUCACUUUGGGGAACCUGGCCUUGGAGGUUCAGGACCGUACAGGGGUCCAACAGAACAACACCACGAUGAAGAGCACCAUGAGUUACCAGUCCCUGUCAUAAUAAAACCUCCUCCACCAAUUCAUGGGCAGAAUCCAUAUGAAGUUCUCACUAGCGAUCAAAUGCAUGAUGGGUAUAUCCAUGACGCAGCACAAAUUCAGCUUCAACAUCCAGAGUCUGAACACGAGCCUGGUCACCACAGCGGCCCCAUUUUUAAUGUGCCGACGACAAAUCGACUUACUUAUCCUGAUCUGUUUCACUACAGAAGGUGCGGUAAAGGGCAAAAGUGUCGAGUAAAAACUAAAACGAAAAUAAAUAAUCACAAGAGUAUGUUCGAUAUAAUUCGAUAUAAAAACGAAAACAAUAAAUUGCAGAAUAAAGGUGGUAAUUUGCCGAACAAAACAAAGAUGCGUCACAAAGGUGUAAAAAAAUUGACUAAUGUUAACGAAACGAAUAUAAAUCUAGGACAAAUAAAACCACGGAGAAAUUUUCGUACCACGGCGCAAAAGAAGUAUGAAUACAAAACAAUGAAAAACAAACCAGUGCGUCGUAAAAUAAGUAUAAAAAAAUUUGAUGCAAUUAAAGGGAAAACUUAUUUAAAGAAUCGUGCAGAUGUAGCACGAAGACAUUCUCUUGAAGGUGACGAAAAAUUCCCACACCUUCACAAUAAAACUAUGUUACGACAGAGCAAAACUUUUCACGGUAACAUCGCAGGCAGCAGUCCCGGUAACAUUGCGACGAAUACUUUAUUCUCAUUAAAACGCUCUUUCAUUGGAAGAUCAAAUGCGAAGGUUAAUCAGAAAUUUCAAUACUACAAUGCACCAGUUAAAACUGGGAUGCCAAGGACAUACGUUAAACGUUAUUACGUCCCUCCUGUUAGCUCAUUUACCCAGGCGUACAGUUCUUAUCCCUUUGUAACUCCAUAUGGUAUAACAAGACAUUAAGAACAUAUUUAGGAUAAAAUGUUUUUUAUAAUUUAAUUCUAUUGUAAAUAGUUUUUCUUUCAAAUUACAAUCUUAGUUACGUGUG